AUGGUAAAAUGUGAAUUACCAUGGUACAGGACUACCUCACAAACAGAUUGCAACAAUGUACAAAUAAAUUCAACUGAUGCUGGUUAUAUAAGUAGUCCUAAUUAUCCCAAUAAUUAUCUAGAUAAUUUACAAUGUACAUGGUCGAUUACUGUCGAUAAGGGUAACCAAAUUCAAUUGAUUGUUGAGGAUUUUUCAACUGAAUCACUACACGAUCAAAUCUAUAUAUACGAUAAUUAUCAACAACAACAACAAAAGUUGCUAGCUAACUAUAGUGGCCAAUUAAUAGCUAGUAGUAGUAGUGAUAUUAAAUCUACAUCAAAUACAAUGGUCAUCCUAUUUAAAACUGAUCAUAGUCAAACACGUAGUGGAUUUAAGCUAAGUUUUAAGGAAAUAGUUAAAACAAUUAAUUUAUCAAAAUUUGCCAUGGACAAUUUGUUGUGUGAAUCAAAUCUAACCAAUCAAACUGGAUCAAUUAGCUAUUUAAGUAACGUUAACAAUCAACUUAAUAAUAAAUGUUUAUGGAAUAUAACAACUAACCCUGGUAAAACAAUUAUGUAUCGUUAA
This is a messenger RNA of Oppia nitens, 564 nucleotides long. RefSeq names its product deleted in malignant brain tumors 1 protein-like. The record is from RefSeq and is a predicted model, not a curated record. The transcript has 4 exons. The coding region runs from base 1 to 564 and encodes 187 amino acids. Lineage: Eukaryota; Metazoa; Arthropoda; Arachnida; Sarcoptiformes; Oppiidae.